AUGUGUCUUCACAACGAGUGUCUUCGGCGCAAGAAGUUGUCCGACGGCUCGACCAACGGCUCGGAGUCGGAGUCGCCGAAGACGUCGUGCAAUGGUUUCGGUGACGAAACGCCCGAAGAGUUUCCCGCAAACGAUAUUAUAAUCAAUGUUUUGGAUGCGAACAACAAUUGCCUGAAUCUGAUGGAUGUGGCGGACGAGGAGCCGAAGCCCCGGGUGGUGACCCGGACUCUGUUCAGUCGGUCGGACUCCCAGUGCAGUCAGACAACUCAGACCAAACGGGUCACAUACGGAGGAAUGUUCAACCGAUUCGUGGACGCCGUCGACGAGAUGAACAAAAUUGUUUUGAUUCCCUCACGACUUCAGGACAUCGACUGCGCCGACGACGUGGACAUACCGGUCGUGUUGGACGGCGCCGGCGGUUGUGAUAUGCACUCGGGCUUCAAACUGUUGAACUCAUUCCGCAACCAAAUAGUGCACAGCAGUCACAACACAACAGUCAGUGCGGGCCAGGGGUAUGACAACCACCACAACGGCCACCACAGCGAGCGUUCACUAUCACCAAAACUGGUCAAACAGUACUCAGUGAACAGCGAAAAGGGCAAAGAGUUCCUCAAAGACGUCUCCUUAGACAGCGGCUACACCUCCAUCGUCAACGACAGUCAAUCGCAAAGCUAUUCCUCCACCUCUUCCGUCAACACCGAAGACGACUCAUCCGAAGUCAUGUCAGACAUGUCUGAUCUGGCGCUCAGUUUUUACCACCACUUGUAUGGACUCAACCUCGUGCUCGAGAAGCUCAUCGACACCACGAAAUUUAUUAGCAAUAAAUACGAGCAGAAUCUUCAAUGA
This is a messenger RNA of Oppiella nova, 846 nucleotides long. The record is from the annotation of a GenBank genome assembly. NCBI's taxonomy places the organism in Eukaryota, Metazoa, Arthropoda, Arachnida, Sarcoptiformes, Oppiidae.